AUGACGCAUGAAGAAAACUAUAAUCAAGAUUUAGAUCUUAUAAAAAUCAAUGAUUCAACUCAAAAUAAUCCAAUUAUUAUAUAUGCUCAUCAACUUAAUCAAUAUUAUCAUACAUUACUUGGUAAUCCAUUUCAACGAUUAAAAUAUUAUGAUUCUUCAAUAGAACAAUAUAAUUUUUAUCGCACACCUGGUAUUAUUAAUUAUAUUAUUACAUAUUAUCUUCAUCAUGGAUGUUUAUCAACAGAUAUACAUUAUCCAGCAGAGAUUCUUUAUGAUGAACUUGUAUUUUUUGGUUUUAAUAUUCAAAUUAUUUAUGAUAUUAUUUCAAAUUGUAUUACUAUUGAUUAUUAUAUUCCUUCUGGUAAAUAUCGUCGAGCAUUUUGGUUGACAUUUGAUUCUAAAAUUUCAAAAUAUAAAUUCAAUCUAACUCGAAUUGUUAGUGGAUUUAUUACUAUUUGUUCUAUUAUAACAUCUUUAACAUUUAUUGAAAUUACAAAUACUUUAUUUAUAAAUAAUGAUUAUCAAAAGAUUUUAUUUAUAAAAAAAACUUUAACUAUUGAAAUAUUUAUUUUAAUAUAUUUUUAUAUUGAAUUACUUAUAUAUUAUUUUAUUCGUCCUAAAUUUCAAUUUACAACAUUAUUUUUAAUGUUAAUUAAUUUUUUUUCAUUAAUACCUAUUGCUUUAUUUCUUUUUAUAUGGUCAAUACCAUCAACAUGGUUAUAUAGUUUACUUGUUAUUCAAUAUGUUUCUCGUAUUUUUCGUAGUAUUCGUCUAUCAUCUUAUGCUUAUCAAAUAUUAUAUGAUUUAACUAAACGAUGUUCAAUUUAUUUUGAAAUAUUUCAAUCAAUUGGAUUAAUUGUACUAUUUUUUGCUUUACUUAUUCUUUCUAUUGAACAAAUAUCAAUACCUGUUGAAUUUUUAAUUAAUAAACAUUCAAAUAAUACGAAUAAUUUUCAAUCAUUAAGUGAAAUAAUAUGGAUUUCAUUUAAUGCAUUUACAUCUUUAGGUGAAGGUACAAGUAGACCAUUAACAUAUGCUGGUUUAAUUAUUGAAUUUUUAACUUGUUUUAUUGGUAUUUUAACAAUUCCACAAUUAGUUCAAAUUAUUUAUACAAUUGUAUCAAAUACAAUUGAUAAACAAAAAUUAAAUAAUGAAAAACGACAACAAAAAUAUUUAGUUAUGAUUGAAGAUGAACAUAAAAAUAAAGCCAUAGGACAAGUUCAUAUUGAUGAACGAGGAAAUUCAAGUUUACCAGAAAUUCUCAUACAAAAAGAUGAAUUUUAA
Molecule: messenger RNA, 1284 nt
Organism: Rotaria sp. Silwood1
Lineage: Eukaryota; Metazoa; Rotifera; Eurotatoria; Philodinida; Philodinidae
Source: the annotation of a GenBank genome assembly